AUGGCCAUCGCGGGCAUGCUCGCGACGCGCGCCGGCGGCGUCGCCGUCCCUCGCGUCGGCGCGACGAACAAGGCGCGUCGACCGCGCGCGCCGUCUCUCUUCGAAAAGCGAAUCGAAUCCAUCUCCUCUCGUCGCGACGCGUCGUCCGUCGCGCAUCGCGCGGGGCCCUCCGAGCCCGCGGCGCGCGCGGCGGCCGCCGCGCGCUUCGAUUCGACCGCGCGCGCCGGAUCCUCGCGCCGCGCCCUCGCCGUCGUCGCCGCCGCCGCCGCCGCGUCCGUCCCCUCCCCCACGCCGCCCGCCCCGAAGGAAGAGGUGGGCGUCUACGGCGGCCCCGCGCGACUCAAGGAGGGCCUGCGGCGACAGACGAUGCUCAUCUACGUCGCGGACGUGACGGGGAUGAUCAACCGCGUCGCCGGCGUCUUCGCCAGGCGCGGGUACAACAUCGAAUCCCUCGCCGUCGGGCUCAACAUCGACAAGGCCAUCUUCACCGUCGUCGUCAUCGCGUCAAACGACGACGCGACGAAGCUCAUCAAGCAGAUCAACAAGCUCGCGAAGGUGAGAAAGGUGGAGAACGUCACGGACAAGCAGUGCGUGGAACGAGGACUGAUGCUCGUCAAGGUUGCGUGCACGCCGGAGCAACGGGCGGAGGUGAUCGAGAUGGGGAAGAUCUUCCGCGCGUCCGUCGUGGACGUCUCGAACUCGUCGCUGACGAUGACCACGACGGGGGACCCGGGGAAGAACCGCGCGUUCCAGCAGGCGUGCUUGAAGUUUGGGAUUUUGCAAGUCGCGAGAACGGGUAAGCUCGCGUUGAAGCGAGAGCCGGUGUUCUCCGAGACGCGCCGCCGCCGCGUCAAGCUCAUGGCGGCGAUGAAGGAAGCGAAAGCCGCGGUGCAAGGCCUCGGCUUGGACGCGGACAAGGAGUACGAGAACGCGCUCGCGUCGCGGAUCGUGAGGGUGGUGUCGAACGUGAACAAUCUCGGGGACACGUACGCGGCGAUGGAGGGUGAAGACGGCGUCGGCGUCUGGGACGUCCCCGUGUUGUCGUCCGACUUCGCGGGCGGCGCAGGCUCGCAGCAGGACAACAACAUCGAUAAGGAGUACCCGGACGACAUCCCGAAGAUGGACCCGAACGCGAAGUACACGCCGCACACGAUAAGCAUCGUGGUCAUGAAUAAGCCGGGCGUGUUGGACGUCGUCACCGGCGUGUUCGCGCGUCGCGGGUACAACGUGCAGUCUCUGGGCGUCGGACCGGAGAAGACGUUCGACGUCUCGCGGAUAUCGACCGUCGUCCCGGGGACGUACGACGACGUCACGAAGCUUCUGAAGCAAAUCCUGAAGGUGCCGUACGUUAUAUCCGCGGAGGAUAUCACGAAGACGCCGUACGUGGAGCGCGAGUUGAUGUUGAUCAAAGUCGUGUGCCCGCGAAGCGGCCGCGGCGAACUCGUCGACCUGUGCGACAUCUUCCGCUGCAAAGUCGCGGACGUCUCCGAGGACACGGUGACGAUCGAGGUCAGCGGGAAGGUGUCGAAGAUCACCGCGAUGCAGUCGCUUCUGGAGCCGUACGGGAUCUUAGAGGUGGCGAGGAGCGGCCGCGUGGCGUUGCCGCGCGACAGCGGCGUGGACUCGAAGCUUCUCGCCGCCAUCGAGGACGAGGGCGACCUCGAGUUCGCGUGA
Molecule: messenger RNA, 1674 nt
Organism: Micromonas pusilla CCMP1545
Lineage: Eukaryota; Viridiplantae; Chlorophyta; Mamiellophyceae; Mamiellales; Mamiellaceae
Exons: 2
Coding region: 1-1674 (557 amino acids)
Biological process (GO): L-valine biosynthetic process
Cellular component (GO): cytosol
Molecular function (GO): acetolactate synthase regulator activity; acetolactate synthase activity
Source: RefSeq, a predicted model, not a curated record